UCCUCUUUUCCAGUAGACAGCAUCAACGGUAGCAGUGAGUUUGAAUCUGGGGACUUGGUGUCCACGGUCACACGGGUGAUGGUGAGCCAGAACCGGCUGUACAGCGACACCGAGGAGGUGCUGGCUCUGCAGGUGUUCAGUGAAGUGAUAGAGAUGGAGGGCAAGGAGGUCCAACAGCCUGACAUGUGUGAGGUGAAGAUACUGAUGAGCCCAGACUUCCAGAAGCUGGCUCAGUUCACAAACAUCUACCCCAUCGGACACAGUGAGAUCUUCAGGCUUCCCAGGGAGAAUGACAUGGUGGUCACAGAUCCACCUAACCCCAGGAAAGAUGAAGAACAACUGAUAUCCCAGACCACCAGCCAGUACCCCCUGAAGCACACGGAGACCACGCAGGAGGAGGUGGCCGCCCCGGGGAAGCUCCCAGAGACGCCUCUCCGCAUGGACCCUGACCUGCUGUAUGAUGUCAGAUAUGAUGAUGAUGAGUUUGAUGUCAGAGAGCCAAGCCAACCGGAUCACAUUCAGAUGGAAAUUCCACCCAAAAAAUUAAUAUCAUCUUACUCUGCUGUGUGUCAGUGGGUGGAGGAGCUGAGGGAGCGUUUGAGGCGCUUCAGCUCCGAGUCGCUGCCCCUCUUCUUCCUGGUGAUGUGGGUGGUGGUGAUCGGCGUGGUCGGAUCAGCGGUCAUCGUCAAGAUUUUGGACAUGUUCUUCCCAACUUGUGAACACAAGCACAUUUUUCACCUAAACCCUCUCACUCUGAUGCCGGAGGACGAGAAGCAGACGCUGCUCGAGAACAUAGAAAUAGAGGCAGAAGAAGAAGAGGAAGAGAAGAUGCCUUGAAGGAAGGGGGGUUUUGGCCAGCUUCUUUAUUUUCAGUUUGUUCUUAUUUGUUCUUUAACUUGGGUACUGCGUUAUAUUUUCAGCAUGGCAUGAUUUUGUCACAGGCUGGUAUUCUGAUUUUCGAAGCAGCUCCUCAAUUGACGCUUUUAAGCACAAAAGCCAUGGAGCAGGAAGUGCUUUAAUGCCACCCAAUUCCUCAAAUUCACUGACAUGAUGAGAGAGGAACAGGAAGUGAGCAACUGGUGUAUGGAGGCCAGCUGUGUGUUGCCCUGCACAGAAAAAGCCAUGUCUUUGCUCCUUUGAUUUGUCAUAAAAGAGUUUUACCAAGUCAUAAAUGACUGUACAUUAAUCAACUAGAAGUGACUCGCUUUUUUUUUGAACACGCUUUUGCAAUGUGGCUCAUUCUUCCAUAUACGUCUUCAGUAUUGUUUCAAAAUAUAAAGCAAAAAGUAGGGUCAUACAUGUGGUACUAAGCAUUAAACCACACAUAAUCCAUGCCACAUCAAGUCAAACAACCAGCCUGCGUAUAACAUGUUAUAUGUACAACUCAUCGACUGAAGAAACUACUCCUAUAAUGGAACAUAGGCGAGUCUUCCUAAAAGGGCUCAGAAUACGUGUCCGGCUAAAGGGAAAGACACCCAGGUGUGCGCACUGCAGGUUAAACCCAUACAUAUGAACAAACUGAAGUGCAUGGAGCUGACCCAGUCUCUCUGAUCACUGAGAAGACUUUAGGAAACACUUCUGUACAGCUUACAUGUUUUAUUCUCUAAAAUGCAACCCUUUGCUGGAUGUGAAGGAAGCUGAGAUAACAGAUGCACUAUAAUGACUUUAUUCAAUACAUUUGGAAAUAUGAAGCACGCAGUGUCUCCCAGCUAUCAUUCUUUUAGUGAGGAAAAAGUUAAAGGAGUACACCCCCCCCGCCCUCUCUCUCUCUGUUAAACUGAAUGUCACUACACUCCCCUUAAGGCUUGCUUUCAUAUAAUGAUUGUGUUUCUUUAGAGUGACACUCAGUGAAGGGGGGAUUGAUUUUGUGUGUGCUUUCCUGUUUGUCAUGAUGGAGAAUGUAAACGUCUUAGUUCCGAUUGUCUACACUAUAUAACAUAAAGUACCAAUGUGAAAGACUUGUGUAAAUAGUCUGUACUUAGGUUUGAAUUGUGGAGUGAAAACUGGACUUAUGGUGAAGAAUGACUGAUAAACUUUCUGGUUGUGUUUCCUGGGAUGUGUGUGAGGGACCAAGCCGGUGGAUGCAAGGCCAGUUAGUGGUCAAAGAGGUGUGUUUAAUCAAUCCUAAACUAAGUAGUGGGAGCGUUUCAACAUGUUUUUUGUGUUAUUUUAAAACGCACCUACCAUGCUUUUUUCAAACCCCCUUUAAAGGAGCUUGGGUUUUUUCUCCAGUUGAUCUGCAGAAUGCAUGAUGUACAUUGUGGAAGGUACAUGUUAAGUCUGGCUAGUGAACUGCUGUGUUAUCCGCAAGAAGAAGUGGGAAGCUGCACGAUGACCUCUGUUGGGUUCAAGUGGUCAUCUCAAUACAUUACAGUUCAGUGGAGGACACUACAUUAGCCUGUGAGGCAAACAAUAUGUCAGGCAUUAAUUCAGACGUGUUGCUGAAGAAUACAAAUAAAAUGUAUUUUAAUUUGCUCUUCGAAACAUGUUACUAUUUUAAGACUUUUGUCUGCAUUCAUAAGCUGGACUGUGGGUUUGGGUCUAACAUCCUGCUGAAUAAAUGCUUCUCUGAUGAGCAUCAAACCUU
Molecule: messenger RNA, 2587 nt
Organism: Notothenia coriiceps (black rockcod)
Lineage: Eukaryota; Metazoa; Chordata; Actinopteri; Perciformes; Nototheniidae
Gene: ginm1
Product: glycoprotein integral membrane 1
Exons: 5
Source: RefSeq, a predicted model, not a curated record